UAAAAUAACCUCUUUUAGUACAUUAUCUGGUAAAAGAGAGAGCCCACAAUACCAAAGGAGCAAAACCGGUGUAAACAAGUCAUCACAAAACUAAAAACCCUAAUUUUGGAAUAUCAUCACAGGCAGGACUCAAUCACAGUGAAUUUUUAGGGGUAAUUCGAUGGGUGAGACUGGAAAAAGAUCGCGUAGGGAUGAUGGGGAUAACAAGAACCAGAAGAGGAGGACAGAUAGGGACGAGAAAAACGAUGAUGAGCUAAUAGUUUACAGAAUUCUGUGUCCAAAUAAUGUGAUUGGAAGUGUUAUAGGAAAGAAUGGAAAAGUUAUAAAUUCAAUUAGGUCUGAGACUAAGGCGAAGGUCAAGGUGGUGGAUCCAUUUCCAGGUGCUAAGGAUAGAGUUAUACUCGUUUAUUGCUAUGUAAAGGAAAAGGAAGAUGUUGAGGUUGAUCAGGAUUUCAAUGAGAAACAACCUCUUUGCACGGCUCAGGAUGCUCUUCUCAAGGUUUAUACGGCAAUUGCAAAUGCUUUGGCUGCAAUUGGAGAAUCUGAUAAGAAGCGGAAGGAUAAAGAGGAGUGUCAGCUUCUUGCUCCUUCAAGCCAGUCUGCUAAUAUCAUUGGUAAAUCUGGUACCACCAUAAAGAAGUUGAGAAGCAAGAUGAGGGCCAAUAUUAAAGUAGUUGCCAGAGAUGCUAGUGAUCCAACACAUUCUUGUGCACUCGAGUUUGAUAACUUUGUUCUGAUAACUGGUGACCCAGAAUCUGUUAGGAGAUCACUCUUUGCUAUUUCUGCAAUCAUGUACAAAUUCACACCUAAGGAAGAAAUUCCUCUUACUACCAAUGUUCCUGAAGUACGUCCAAGUAUUAUUAUCCCUUCAGAUGUUCCCAUAUAUCCAGGAGCUGGGAUUUAUCCAAAUGUGGAUCCUAUUAUGCCAUCUCGUUCUGUUCCAUCUGUUUUGGGUACCACACAAAUACCAGAGCUUCCGGGUUAUGUGGAUGCAGGAAGCACAUGGCCUCUUUAUUCUUCUGGUCUUCCCAUGGUUUCUGGUUACAGUGGUGCCUCUCAAACUGAGGAAUUGACUAUUAGAGUGCUGUGUCCAACUAACAAUAUUGGUCGUGUUAUUGGCAAGGGAGGAGCUUCAAUUAAAAGUGUAAGGCAAACAAGUGGUGCUCGUAUCGAGGUUUGUGAUGCCAAAGCUGAUCGUGAUCAGUGCAUUAUCACAGUCAUUUCCACUGAGUCAGUGGAUGAUCUUAAAUCCAUGGCAGUUGAAGCUGUACUUCUGCUGCAAGGGAAAAUAAAUGACGAAGAUGAGGAUACUGUAACUUUUCGUCUACUUGUUCCAUCUAAGAUUAUUGGAUGUAUCAUUGGGAAAGGUGGUUCAAUCAUUAAUGAAAUCCGGAAGAGAACUAGAGCUGAUGUACGUAUCUCAAAAGGCGAGAGGCCCAAAUGUGCGGAUUCAAAUGAUGAACUUGUUGAGGUGUCUGGAGAAGUUAGUAGUGUGAGGGACGCCCUUAUCCAGAUUGUACUGAGGCUCAGAGAUGAUGUUAUAAAAGGCCAAGAAGGUAAUCAUAAUCCAUCUGCAGCUUUACGCGCUGGUGCUACUGGUUUCUCAUUGGCUCCAGUGUUGCCCAACGUUCCUCCAGCUGCUCCUUUGAGCUUUGAACAUAGGAUUGAAACUGGGAAUGGUGUUGGAAUGCGUUCUUCAGGCAGCCGAUAUGGUCAUGAGUCGCUCUCGAUAGGGGAAGAUACCUAUGGAACGUUCUCUUCAUAUUCCUCAAAGUUAUAUGGCGGAUUGCCUCCACCCUCAGCUGUAGAGAUGGUUAUCCCAGGACAUGCAGUCGGUAAAGUUAUGGGUAAAGGUGGCUCAAACAUAGAUAAUAUUCGCAAGAUAUCUGGAGCAGCUGUGGAUAUAAUUGAUUCCAAAUCCUCUAGAGGUGAUCAGAUUGCUAUAAUAUCUGGUACGCAGGAACAGAAGCGUGCUGCUGAGAACUUAAUUCAGGCAUUCAUAAUGGCGACAUGAGCAAUAAAGACACAUCUCCUUUCUGAAGGUGCGACCUUGACUAAAUAUCGAGGUUCCUUCUUCCGAAGUUCCUCUCUAGAAUAUGGUAGGUUCUCGUGCUGGAGAGUGUCAUUUGCGUAGGUUUGAUAAAUUUCUUCUCUGUAGGAACGUUUGCAAGUAAAAUUCAUGUAGUUGGACCAUUUGUUCUGUUUUCUGCCUAUAUAGGUUCAGCCAUGUUGCCUGAUAGGCUCUUUUCAUCUGCUCUGGUUAGAACUUCGUAGGACAUUAUCUUUCCUUUGUUAGUCUGUCAUCAGUUCUUAUCAUUUGAUGAAUACCGCUUCCAACUUUCUCCUACUUUCCCAUGCUCUGUUUACUUUAUACGGAACUUUAUCUAUUAUCAGCUGUCAAGCUCAUGUUACACGGAUUUCAGUAUCUUGUUGCUGAUUCCUCUUUGCUCUUAGCUUCUUCAGUAAGAUCAGGUGUUGCUGAUAUGACCUUUGGUUCAUGUGCUCAUUCUGUGAGUUUGUAUAAGUUCUCUGCUGUGUGCAUUAGCACUACAAGAUAUAUCCUAAUAACCAGUGAGCGUCUCCAAAUUCUCAAGAUCCUCUAAAGAAGGAAAAUAUCUGGUGCUUAACUUGGGCUAAAGCAUUUACUGUUCCAUAUAAUCAUAGUUCUGCAGUUUCCGGUGCCAAUUGCUUCCAAGAUCUCUCAUUGAGUAUAUGUUUCUAUCUAAUUUGCUGCGGUCCCUUUCACCUUUAGCUAUCUUCUAUCUAUUUUUGGAAUCUUUCACUUCAUCUAUUCACUUUACUAAAAAAGAAAAGGGAAGACAAAUCUAUUUCAGUCUGACAGCCUUUUAGUUCUUUGAUUCAGAAGAGUAGAACUGAAAUUAAAUUUAGGAACAGAGAAUUAUAAGCAAAAAAGGCAAACAAUUUGUUCAAUUUACUCAUUGAUUGCCUUGUGACUAUUGUAUGCGCAUGAUAUUGAUCUGCCACCUCUUUGUGUUUUAUUUAAUUACAUCUUAAAAUAUCUUAGUACUAGCAAGAUAAUCUCUUAGAGAAAUUAAUUCCCAAGUGUUUGGACUUUUUCCAUCUAAAUCCUUCAUCAAAAGGUUCUCUCUGGAAGGGGAAAGACACUUCUGCACAUCUUUUCACUUGUUUAUGCUUUGUUAUCUCAUCUUUUCUUGGUGAAGGUCAUUGAGUCUUAGUAUAAGACAUGAGCUGUUUAGCAACUUGCUUGUUUAUUAUUUCCAAUCUAUCGACAGUCCACCAAUUAUUCUUAGCAAGUGUUAGCUAAUUGAAUCUUGUUCCCCUCCGCUCUAUUCGUGCCUUCUGUUCUAGAAAAAAUUUGGUGUUCCUCAGCAUUUUAGAGUUUCUUUAAAUCUCACACUUAUGUUUCACUGGUAAGAUAUCUCUAAUCAUAUUUGAAAGACUCUUGGUUAACACCGGACCUAAUGUACGGUUUAAGCUACAUUUCUCCGUUUAGCUCCAACCACCAUAAUGUACACUUAAUUAUGUGCUCAUGUGAGAUAUGUAGGGAUGGCAAUGGGAUGGUGUGGGGUAGGGGCGGAGCUCCACCUGCAAAAAAUUUAAUCCGCCCUGCUUUGCCCCGCAUAACAUUUUUUUCAUUUUCAACCCGCCCCGCUUACACCCCCGCCCCACAUAUUUUUUUAAAUAUUUUCUUUACUAGUUAAGUUUGAUACUAAAAAUAAAAUUCAUAAAAAUAUAUUCAUUUUAUAAUUAAGUUGUAUUGAUUUAAUAGAUAACGACUAGAAGUUUUAUUUUUUAGAGGUCAAUCGGCAAGACAUGCAAGAAAUUGUUUUAGUUUUGAUUGAACCAUUUUUACAUACUAUCUUGAAUAUUUUAGCAACUUUAAAGAAACUAUCUUAAUAGAUAAUGCUCUAUCACUCUUAUAAAAAUCACUUCAACCUUCCCCCUCAUAGCCUUAAACCCGCCCUGGCCACGUCCGCCCCGCCCAUUGCUAUCCCUAGGGAUAUGGAAAAAUUAUCUUAGGUGUCCUUUAUAAUAAUCCAUAUGUUGCUUCUUUAUACACCUUUGUAUGCUGUGAUCAUUUCUAAUAUUUUCUAGCCAACUUGUUGUCUCUUCCUGUUCAGAAUACGAACAAAUCAUUUCUGGUACAUUUGUGGACCUCUUUUCUAUUCUAUGUUUCUCUAGGUGAAUACAUAUGUAAAAAUAUCUUUUGUAGAUCCUUAUUCUGCUCCUUAUGUUUCCAUCAAUGUUCUUGGUAGAAGUAUAAACAUUGUUAAAGAACUGCCAGACACAAGUUCUAUAAACAAUGUUAUACAUCUAACAGACCAGUCCAAACUGGUUCUGUCAUCCUUGAUGUUCAUCAGUAUACUGUCACUCUUUUCCUAUGUUUCAUGGAGGACUCCUGAAUUUAACACCAUGGCAGUUCAUACAAUUUCAAAUAUCUACUUCGUUGUAUCAUACCAAUGUACUCUCACCACCUGCAUUCUACUCCUUAAUGUCAGAUUGAUUGGCUUCUACACUCUCCCUCUUCCCUUUUGCUCUCAGUCCUUUCUAAUCUCUUAAAUAUGUUGAUUUGGACAUAAUUAGUGCUUCUGUUUUAUGAUAAGAAUAGCCCUUUCUAAGAUUCUCUAUUUUGAUGAUAGAUUGAGUACUUGGAACGAACUUUUCUGUUAUGGAGUUUGACAGGAUAUUCAAUUCAACUCCGUAUUUUUUGGUCAUUGUCGAACUGAAGAUAUCUAGGUUCACCAUAGAAAAAGAGGAGAGCUCUUAAAACUCUAGUUAUUUGUAUGGUGAUAUUGAUGUUGAGGCUUCCAGGGAGAUGAUGUCCUGCUAGAACAUCUCCUGCCCAUUUCACUGGUAGGGAUCAAUUCUAAUCUUUUAUUGAAGCUUAAUUGGUUUUGGUUCUUGUUGACCUUUUGGUCUCUAGGGUUAGCAAUUAGAAGAAGUGUCAGGGAAGAGCUCUGGCUUGAAAUCGUGGUAUGCGGUCUGCCGAUGGUCAUAAUGAAUCUUCUAGCGGGAUAAUCCUUUUAAGGAAUUGGGUAGAGAUCUCUAUUCUUAGUAAGAAGUUUGUACUGACCCCUAAAGUAGUUUCGAUCUCGUUCCGGGAGUCUGCCCCAUGUCAUCUCGUUCUAGGAGUCUGCCGCAUGUCCUCUCAUUCUAGGAGUCUGCCCCAUGUCCUGUGGACUAUUUAUCCCAUGAAGUAUGUAUGAGACUUUAGGGAGCAUCGUGGACUGAGGCAUUUUGUUGAUUCAACUAGUGAUUGUUAUUUGAUUUGAUGUUUUCAUGUUUAUACAAAAAGUAAGAAGUGAUCUUUGUUCAAAGAAUUGAUAGGUAGACCAUGACAUGGAAGUGGUCUCUUUCUGUCUUUUACUUGGUGUGUAAUGUUAUGCAGUUUAAAUCUGCUCUAUA
Solanum lycopersicum (tomato) is the source of this 5388-nucleotide messenger RNA. Its product is annotated as KH domain-containing protein At4g18375. Gene Ontology annotation, molecular function: mRNA binding. The record is from RefSeq and is a predicted model, not a curated record. Gene Ontology annotation, cellular component: nucleus; cytoplasm. Gene Ontology annotation, biological process: regulation of gene expression. NCBI's taxonomy places the organism in Eukaryota, Viridiplantae, Streptophyta, Magnoliopsida, Solanales, Solanaceae.